AUGGCAUCUACAAAACGUUCCUUGCCUUCCGCAUUGGCUGACAAUGUAUCCAUCCCUCUAUCAAAAAUCCCCAAGACAGCAAAACACUCAACAAUAACUAGAGGCAAAUCUGCAAGAAUAGCAGUGGCGGCCUUGGAGGGCCGACCGAGUCAGGAAUCCGAGGACAAGACUCUCACCUCAGACGAUAAAAACUUCGAGGCAGAUGGCACAAGAUCAUCUGACAACACAUCCCUCGAACCAUUUGAGAUUGAACAAGUUCAUGGAGAGCCGCCCGCCUGGGCAGAUAAUCGUGCUUCACUCGGUGAUUCGCUGGCCUGGUUUCGCUGUCGACAAGGCGCUUGCUACAUCAUUGCAGGUGGCUGUAAAGGCUUUCUAAUUGACGGCGAUGCUGGUACUCGCUCCUAUAUCGACGAUGAAGUGAUCAUCACUCGGAUUGGUGGAAAUUGUGGGAAAGAAGAUGAUGGAAGCCUUACUCUUUCCAAGAACCAGGACAUGUCAGACACACGCCCUAGAAGUAUGCUGGAAACAAAGGAGCAGGGGUGCGCUUUGGGCCUCAUUAUCGGAAGUAAGAAUACCGCUCUCAACCGACGACUGCCUCAUCGCCUUAAUGUAAUGGCACACUUUCAGAUCACAGACAUGUGGUUUGAGAAGAUGGGAAAGUAUGCAGGCCUAAAAGUUCGAUUUGAAAAGUUGAAUCUCACAAAGCAGAGCUGGUGGUCAGCCAAAAACUCUCCUCCACCUCUUCAAUAUGAAUUCCGUGACUUCAACAAGAAGCCUGAGCGUCAGAUGUGCCAAGAGUGUGGUCAAGAAAGCACUCGUGUGUUCCAAGAAUGUUGGAUGUGCCUUCAUCCGAAGUGUGUCAGCUUCUGGACUGCUGAAAAUAAUAAAACCCCAACCGAUCUCACCUAUAGCUCUGACUUUCUCAACUCCCGUUGUCAUCCAGACCCAUCAAUCCAACCCCAGCAUGAGUUGAAGACAGAUCUUCUUUCCACUUUCAAAGAAGAAGGCAGCCUGGAAUGCUUCAGUGCUGUUUCGUGGAGAGGGAUUGUGUGCCCCAACUGUUUCAAAUGUAUUCCCCGUGAGUACUGGUCGGGCUGGAAGUGUGAUAACUGCAGCUUUGAGAAGUGGUUCCCGAUGCCAGUCAUCAGUCUUCGAUCCAUUAUGCCAAACCAUGAGCUUGCAGCAAUCAAGCGGGUAGUGCAGUUUCAGGGAAAGACAAUGCGGCCCAAUUUUGAUAAUUUAUCUCUAGCUCCAUACCGCAAGUACACCUAUCUCCUGCCCGGUGUUGGUACAAUUACCCACAUGGUAUCAAAUUCGGCAAUCAACAGCCGCAAAGGUGGGCCAGAUGAUUUGUUCCAUGAUCUUCAAGUGAAAGAUCUUGGUCUCAGACGGUAUCCGCUUGAGCAGUCCAUGGUUUCCGGGACUCUUACAUCACACUUUGCUGUGAACUAUGGAAUGCCUUACAAAUAUGUUGUUGCAGUCAAAUCAAAGGGCUUUGAUGAGGCUCCAGAUGUUAUCCUUCAUUCUCUUGGUCGUCUGACAUGGGCGACUGAGCAGGCUUUGGCAACCACAGGAGAUGAGUUCCUACCCCCGAAUGAGCUUUUGCUACUGGGUUAUCUGGAAGACAUGAAAAUCGGGUUUCACGAUGACGGUGAAUCUUCCCUUGGACCCACAAUCACAACACUUUCUCUUGGUUCUCAAGCAACCAUGGAGAUUCGUAUGAAAGGGAAAUAUUACCAUGGCAAAACAAAGUCAAAGCUUCUGUCCGACGACGUUGUGCUCGAAGGCUGCCGGUUUGAGGAAGAACGUCGAGAAUUGAAAGGGCGAGUUCUCGCAGGGGAAACUACUCAAGCUGAGUAUGAUUCUGAGCGCUCUAUAUUGCUUAAGGCUCGAGCAGGUGAAGCUCCAUCCUUUAUCAAGAUGGACCUGUGCCAUGGAGACUUCGUGGUGAUGCAUGGAGAAAACCUACAGAAAUACUACGAGCAUUCUGUGAAUCGUAUUGACAAGCUGCGCUUUGCUCUAACUGCUCGGUAUAUUAAGCCCAACCAGGUCGACAAGAGUGAACACCAUAAGGGAGAUUUUACCCUCACCCCUGCCCAGACUUACCAUGGACAUGGUGACUAA
Penicillium taxi is the source of this 2124-nucleotide messenger RNA. RefSeq lists its product as uncharacterized. The record is from RefSeq and is a predicted model, not a curated record. The transcript has 9 exons. Gene Ontology annotation, biological process: DNA repair. NCBI's taxonomy places the organism in Eukaryota, Fungi, Ascomycota, Eurotiomycetes, Eurotiales, Aspergillaceae. The coding region runs from base 1 to 2124 and encodes 707 amino acids.